GAUCCGGUGUGCGAAGUUAUCAGCUCAGCCGGCGUGCAGAGCUCGUGGGAUCCCUUAAUCCCGUGAAACUUAAACACGGGCUUCUUGAAAUAUAAUUAGCCUAAGCUGGGAAGGCUGCUGGCAGCGCCAACGCGUUAUGCAACUGCAGCUCCUCUGUGUCAGGGCAGGAGGAUGUUCCCGAGCCCUGUUUAGUUCAUCCGUUUCCUGGCCGUAGGACGUUUCUCCUUGUGCUGACCUACCUGCUCGUUUCUUUUCUCCCCCUCCCGCCAGCUGCUCGCAGUGCUGAACCCCGGUGUCCCUUCGGGCUGCGACUCGGCGUGCGCUCUCGUCCAGACACGGCAUGGCAACCAGCGCGGGCGGCGGCGGGACGGCGGCGGCGGCGGCUGGAGAACCGGCACACGCGGUGUCGCUGCUGCGGGGGCUGAGCGCGCUGCGGGCGGAGCGGAGCCUGCUGGACGUGACGGUGGUGGCGGGCGGGCGGGAAUUCGGGGCUCACCGCGCCGUCCUGGCCGCGGCCUCCGGCUAUUUCCGCGCCAUGUUCGGCGGGGCGCUGCGGGAGGCGCGGGCCGAGCGGGUGCGGCUGCACGGCGUGGAGCCCGAGUGCCUGUCGCGCCUCCUCGACUUCGCCUACACCGGCCGCGUGGGCGGGCUGGGCCCCGACAUCGCCGAGCGCCUGCUGCGCGCCGCCGACCUGCUGCAGUUCCCCGCCGUCAAGGAGGCGUGCGGCGCCUGGCUGGCGCGCCAGCUGGAGCCCGCCAACGCGCUGGACAUGCAGGACUUCGCCGAGGCCUUCGCCUGCCCCGCGCUGGCGGCCGCCGCGCACCGCUUCAUCCUGCGGCACGUGAGCGAGUUGGGCGCCCAGCUGGAGCGCCUGCCGCUGCCGCGCCUCCUCUCCUACCUGCGUGACGACGGGCUCUGCGUCCCCAAAGAAGAGGCCGCUUUCCAGCUGGCGCUGCGCUGGGUGCACGCUGACCCCGCCGCCCGCGCCCCGCUGCUGCCCCAGCUCCUGGCGCACGUCCGCCUGCCCUUCGUGCGUCGCUUCUACCUGUUGGCCCACGUGGAGGGCGAGCCGCUGGUGGCCCGCUGCCCGCCUUGCCUGCGCCUCCUCCAGGAGGCCCGCGACUUCCAGGCUGCCCGCCUCGACCGCCACGACCGCGGGCCCUGCGCCCGCAUGCGGCCCCGGCCUUCCACCGGCCUCGCCGAGAUCCUCGUCCUCGUCGGUGGCUGCGACCGCGACUGCGAUGAGCUCGUCACCGUGGACUGCUACAACCCGCGCACCGGGCACUGGCGCUACCUGGCUGAGUUCCCCGAGCACCUGGGUGGGGGCUACAGCGUCGCUGCCCUGGGCAAUGACAUCUACGUCACCGGGGGAUCGGAUGGAUCGAGGCUGUACGACUGUGUCUGGAGAUACAACUCCAGCGUGAACGAGUGGACAGAGGUGUCCCCAAUGCUGAGAGCCAGAGAAUACCACAGCUCUACGGUGCUGGACGGCCUGCUGUACGUUAUCGCCUCCGACAGCACAGAGCGCUACGACCACUCGCUGGACAGCUGGGAGGCCCUGCAGCCCAUGCUGUACCCCAUGGACAACUGCUCCACCACCUCGUGCCGCGGCAAGCUGUUCGCCAUCGGCUCUCUGUCUGGCAAGGAGACCAUGGUGAUGCAGUGCUACGACCCUGACAGCGACCUCUGGUCCCUGGUGAACUGCGGCCACCUGCCUCCCUGGUCCUUCGCCCCAAAGACCGUGACUCUGAACGGGCUCAUGUACUUCAUCAGGGAUGACUCAGCUGAAGUGGAUGUUUACAAUCCAGUGAAGAACGAAUGGGAUAAAAUCCCUGCCAUGCUUCAGGUCCACGUUGGGGGCAGUGUGGCUGUGCUGGGAGGGAAGCUCUACGUCUCCGGCGGCUACGACAACACCUUUGAGCUCUCGGAUGUCCUGGAAGCUUACGACCCCGAGACACGAACGUGGAGCGUAGCAGGGCGGCUCCCCGAGCCCAUCUUCUGGCACGGCAGCGUCAGCAUUUUCCGACAGUUCAUGCCAGAAACCACACAGGAGGAUGACAGCAUCACGCUGGACAACACCAUCACCCUGAACAGGCAGCGCCCGAACCUUCACCACCAGAACCUGAAUGAGCUGCGUUAGCGGGGCAGCGUGCCGUCCCUGCCUCAAUGCGAGUUCGUUGCCCACAGCCGGUGUUGCUCUGAGAGAAGGCAGAGGCAAACUGGAGCCUGGAAGCAAAAAGGUACUGAUUAGUACAGGGAGUAAAAAUGGAGUGUUUGAAAUGCUGUUGUAGAAACCUAGCUGGCAGAACACGAGGCCUUUGGGUGCAGCGUUCCUCAGCCCUUUUCUUUGGAGGCCGAAGGUGCAGUGCUACUCACAGAGAAGGUCUGAGAAGUGAACUCUGCAGAAAAUGGCUGUGUGAAGCACCACAGCUUACAGCUUUCGGGCAGACACCCUUCACCUGGAGCUCCUUCACUUUGCAACGCUUUGUUUGUCACCUAAUUCCUUUCUUCAGUCUCUUCCGAUGGGAAAAAAGAAAAGGAGCAGAAGGAAAACAGGCAGGACCAAAGCCCUCAGGAGGAGGGUUCUGCUCGGUAGGACUGGGGUCUGGACUCCCCUCCUCUGCUGUAUGCUUUAGAGGAAGGCAGGCCUCUUGGAU
Tympanuchus pallidicinctus (lesser prairie-chicken) is the source of this 2657-nucleotide messenger RNA. It is a transcript of the gene KLHL21, whose product is annotated as kelch like family member 21. Gene Ontology annotation, biological process: protein ubiquitination. The record is from RefSeq and is a predicted model, not a curated record. Gene Ontology annotation, molecular function: protein binding. The transcript has 4 exons. The coding region runs from base 341 to 2140 and encodes 599 amino acids. Lineage: Eukaryota; Metazoa; Chordata; Aves; Galliformes; Phasianidae.